This is a messenger RNA of Boleophthalmus pectinirostris (great blue-spotted mudskipper), 6723 nucleotides long. RefSeq names its product polypeptide N-acetylgalactosaminyltransferase 10. Gene Ontology annotation, cellular component: Golgi apparatus. Bases 116 to 1936 code for a protein of 606 amino acids. The record is from RefSeq and is a predicted model, not a curated record. Lineage: Eukaryota; Metazoa; Chordata; Actinopteri; Gobiiformes; Gobiidae. The transcript has 12 exons.
GUCCUCCCCAGCCUGAGUGAAAGUUGUCCCCGCCUGGAAGUGCGUUGCUUUGGGAUUACGCUGGUCUCCGCCGCCGCUGUUGGCCUGGUUCUUUCCCCCGGAGAGAGGCAGCGAGAUGAGGCGGAAGGAGAAGAGGCUACUGCAAAUCGCCGGGCUGCUCAUUGCUGCUCUGCUUUUCUUCCCAAAUGUCGGACUGUGGGCUUUGUACAGGGACCGAGUCUUCGACAACUCUCCGGACAACACAGCGGACGGAGCGGGCGCCUUUCCCCCGGUACAGGUGAAUCGUGUUGGUAAAGACUCUCCUGUGGGCAGAGUUGGACUGCGGAGAAUAGACUGGCACGACUAUGAGGCCAUCAAGAGGGACGCUGCCAGAGCAGGUAAUGGUGAGCAGGGGAAGGCGUUUCCUCUGAGUGACGCAGACAGAGUGGACCAGGCCUACAGAGAAAACGGAUUCAAUAUCUACGUCAGUGACCGCAUCUCACUCAACAGGUCCCUGCCAGACAUCAGGCACCAAAACUGUGCAAAGAAGCUGUACUCGGAAAAGCUGCCCAACACCAGUGUGAUCAUCCCGUUCCAUAACGAAGGCUGGUCGUCUUUGCUCCGAACAGUUCACAGUGUCCUGAACCGCUCCCCCCCAUCUCUCAUCCACGAGCUCAUCCUGGUUGACGAUUUCAGUGACAAAGAACACCUGAAGGGGUCACUGGAGGAGUACAUGGUGCGUUUCCCUAAAGUGCGUAUCCUGAGGACAAAGAAAAGAGAGGGUCUGAUCCGGACUCGACUACUCGGAGCCUCUGCAGCAAAAGGAGAAGUCAUCACCUUCCUGGACUCCCACUGUGAGGCCAACGUCAACUGGCUCCCCCCACUGCUCGAUCGUAUUGCCACAAACAGAAAAACCAUUGUGUGCCCCAUGAUUGACGUCAUUGACCACGAUAACUUUGGCUACGAGACUCAGGCCGGAGACGCCAUGAGGGGAGCGUUUGACUGGGAGAUGUACUACAAACGCAUCCCCAUCCCAUCAGAGCUACAGCAGGACGACCCCAGUGAGCCUUUUGAGUCUCCGGUGAUGGCUGGAGGGCUGUUUGCUGUGGACAGGAAGUGGUUCUGGGAGCUGGGUGGGUAUGACACCGGUCUGGAGAUCUGGGGAGGAGAGCAGUACGAGAUCUCAUUCAAGGUUUGGAUGUGCGGAGGCCGAAUGGAGGACAUCCCCUGUUCCAGAGUGGGACACAUCUACAGGAAGUACGUCCCAUAUAAGGUCCCAGGAGGAGUCAGUCUGGCCCGCAACCUGAAGCGUGUGGCUGAGGUGUGGAUGGACGAAUACGCAGAGUAUAUUUACCAGCGUCGCCCUGAGUACAGACACCUGUCGGCCGGAGACAUGACGGCGCAGAAGGAGCUCAGAGCCAAACUCAACUGUAAAAGCUUCAAAUGGUUCAUGAAGGAAGUGGCCUGGGACCUGCCCAAGCACUACCCCCCAGUGGAGCCCCCUGCUGCCGCCUGGGGAGAGAUCCGUAAUGCUGCGAGUGGGCUGUGUUUGGAGAGUAAACACUUUGUCUCCGGGAGCCCCAUCCGCCUGGACACCUGUGUGAAGGGCAGAGGAGAGACGGGUUGGGGACACGGACAGGUGUUCACGUUCGGCUGGAGGGAGGAUAUCCGUGUUGGAGACCCCAUGCACACAAAGAAGGUCUGUUUUGAUGCUGUGUCCCACAACAGCCCCGUGACCCUGUAUGACUGCCACGGUAUGAAGGGCAACCAGCUCUGGAGAUACAGGAAGGACCGGAGCCUGUACCACCCGGUCAGUAACAGCUGCAUUGACAGCAGUCCCACAGAGAGGCGAGUCUUCAUGAACACAUGUGACCCCUCCUCUCAGAGCCAGCAGUGGAUCUUUGAACGGACCAACUCUACUGUCCUGGACCACUUCAACAGAGGGGACUCCCACUGAGCGCCGGACCCCAGACAACCACAGCCAAUUACAGUCAACAGUGAAGGGAAUGAGCUGCUAGCCUCCAACUAACAUCCCCAAGGCAAAAGACUGAGGAGAAGAGGUCCACACUGUAGCAACUGAGGCAUUUUUAACUAGCUCUUCCUCUUCUUUUUAUUUUUCUUUCAGUAAUAAAGUUUAGGUCUAUUAAAUUUAAAAUAUAACAGCUUGUUAAAGUUCUGAUAAAUUAUGCAAGUUGUGGACAAGAAUUUCCAAAUUUUCCCAAAAAAUAUAUAGUUAGUUAGUUUAAUAUUUUCACAACUCAUUACUAGUCUGAAACUAUUUGGACAAGUUUGGUAAGAAUAUCCAUCCUAUUUUUGGCUCCACCACAAUGUAUUUUUUUGUGAACAAACUGAAGAUAUUUUACAAAUUCUUUAAAAUGUAUAGAAUUAUUAUUAAAUUCCAACAUAAGGUUCAACAUUAAUGACCACUGAUUAAAUUCAAUGGACAUUACUAACAAUAACUAGUUAAACUCAUUGAAACCUCACUCAUUUAUUGUGAUACAUGUUGAUGUUGAAGAACAGAAACUGAGCUGAGAAAAGAUUUUAUUUUACAACUUAUGAACUUAAAUGGGACCAAAUUUCCUGCCCUCCUUGAAACUCGUCUUGUUUCUUUUUCUCGAGGUUUUUAUUAUGUUAAAAUCGCUGCUGAUAUUUGACUGGGUGAUUGACAGGUCAGCUGACUCAAACGGAGUCGUGUGAUUGGCCGAGCCGCAGGGAGGGUGGAGGGGUUUAAAUGCAUAAAGCACUUGCGUAUUGAAAAACUUGAAUGACAUUUUAGUGCCUUGUGAGAGAGUUUGACAAACAGGGUGCAAACGAGUGUAGCAAUUGGGAAGCCUUUGCUGAGUCCUGCUAACCUCAACAAAACAUUUUAAUUUGCUAAUUUAUAGAACAAAAUAGCUUACACAUCGGGAAAACAUGAAAAUAAAUGACCAAUAAAAAGACAAUUAAAACCUUCACAAACACAGUAAACAAAUAUUCUCCAAAACUAAGAGCUAUGCAGUCUUAAUAUUUGUAAUUAUAAAAAAAAAAAAAAAAGUGAAAUUGUGUUAUAUAGUCUUGCAUCCUGGCUGUUUACGCUAUUUGAAUCAACAAAUAACAUGAUGCUGAAAAUAGUUUUGGGGAGGGGCUUGGCAAAGGACCAAUCAGAGAGCUGUGUGUUCUUCUAUUUGAUUUGAAUGAAACAUGUAUUUGCUGUGAAUAGAGCUAUGAGACUUUCCUCUGCGUUUUCCUGCCUUCAAAUGCAUUCUGCCCAAAAUUUCUCUUCUUACUUUUUAUUAUUAUUAUUAUUUUAUUUUUUUUGUCUUCUGUUUGUAUUUGAUCCAAAGUGACUUCACAUCUUUUUUGUUUCUAAAUGUUUUUUUGUUAAAUGUUAAUGGGUUUUUACUUGUUGUCUUGAUGUUCUUACUGACUUCACUUAUUUUUUUCUUUUAAUUUAUUUGUACAAAGUCUCUUCAAAUCUACAAAUAAUCACAUAAUUACAUAUGCAAUCAUGACAUAUAAUACACAAACACUUAAAGACAAUAUUAAAAAGGUUAAUAUAAUGUCCUAAAUUAGCCUUUUUUUUAACUGUUAGCCAUUUUAUGUUGUUUUUACCAGACUCAUUAUGAUUAUUGUCUACACACAAACAUGCAUCUCAUUUAUGCCGCAAUUCAAAUCAGGCUAAAGAUGAUAGCUGGCUGCUUCUCGCUUCUUCAGUGCAAUUAUGGUGAUUUUAUUAUUAUUAUUUUUUUAAAUAUAUAUACUCAGAAAUCAGAAAAGUACUUUUACUUGGUCUUGCAUAAGUCUUCAACUAUAAUGUGAAAUAUUAUGGAUAAGGUGUCAAAAAAGCCUAAAUUAAGCUUCAUAAGACUUUUAAAUUUUGUGCAAAUUUUAGUAUAGAUCAUGGAUGUAUUUUGCUUUUCUUUUUUUUUUUUUUCUUUUUUUCAACUUUCUCCAUUUUGUUUUUGAUUUGGUUGAUGUCAUAUAUCUGCAAAUCAAAGUGAAACUGAACCAUUAAAGGUGCAUUGCGUAACUUUUUAUUUGGAGGUCCGUCACCUUCUUGUUUCUAUGGAUAUGUCAUUACUCUGUCUGGAAUGUUCCACAGUAUGACAUAAAACAGCUCUGUCUUACGUUUAUUUAAUUACAGGUGGAUUUAUAGCUCAAAAAUAGAUAGAAAAAUAGGUUCCCUUUCGACAGAUCUGACCUGUGACUUGGUUUGGUUUGGUCUCCACGAAUAUAGAAAGGCUUAAUGUCAUACUGUGAAACAUUCCACACAAAGCAAUUACACCUCCAUGGAGAAAAGCAUUUGACAGACCCUCUACCAGAAGAGGUACACAAUGCAGCUUUAACAUACAUGAUUUUAAGGUCCAUUUGUGUUCUGUGAACUGGCUAACCCUCAUUUUAUUGAGUUGAACCAAACCAACCUCAGCACAAUAUGCAAUUUGCCACCAUAUUCAUCAUGGGCAGAAAUGGGGACACUGAGGACAAAGGCCAUUCAAAACUAGGCCAAGAUUUUAAGAAAGACUUUAUUGUCCCCUAAGAAUAAGAAAUACAAUGCCCUCUGCAUGUGACCUAUCCUUCACCGAGGUCAACCUGUCAGGAGCAGUGGGACAGGUGCAGUGUCAGAAGUAGCACCUGCCCUCUGAACCUUCUUUAGAGUCCAAGAUUUUAAAUUUUUUUAAAAGUCAGACUUAGUUGGAGAGUUGGCGUAUUGUACAUUUUUGUUCUCUACAAUUUAUGAAGAUGUACCCUUUCAUAUAGGGGCAGUCAAAUGUCUUGCCAAGGGACACAAUGGCACUAAGAACUGACUGUUAUCGGACAUUGGACUAGCAGCCAAAUGCUUUUAACUCUAAUGAAUAAAUAGUUAAUUAAGGAUGAUUCAAGCUCAGUAAAUACUUAAUUAAAACCCUAACACUACCUCCUAAAUCUGACCCCUUAGUUAAGUUAAUCUGCUUAAAUCAUUCUUAAUAAACUAUUUGUUCUAAACUGUGUAACUUGGUCUGCCAUCAGCUUGUCUCCAGGGUGAUGUUAUUGCUUUGCCUGGGAUGUUCCAGAGUACAGCAUUAAACGAAUAUCUGCAUCUUGCAUUUAUUUAAUUAAAGGAGUUUAUAUUUCUUAAAACUACCACAAAAAUGUGCAUUAUUACGGCGAGCGAGCCCACUUCUCCACAGAUCUGACAUGUAUUGCACUUUACCUGGUAAUGUGGCUGCUUUUCUCCAUGGAGAUAGCCAAAAUGCCAUACUGUAGAACAUUCCAGGAAAAAAAAACAACAACAUUGGCAUGUAGUCAAGUGGGUGGUGGACCCUCUACCAGAAAAGUUUAUAGUGGUAACAGAAAUAUUUCGUUGCUAUCACAAAUAUGUAUAUGCCCAAUACAAAGCAUUAGAUUGAUAUAAACUCUCUCAAUUGCUCAUUUUUAUAUUAUAAAUGAACCAACAAAUGCAAAAUGUGACUUUUUGCAAAACAGCAGUCAUUCAGUCAUCAUUUGCAGAUAUAUUAUAGAGAAACCAAGGCAGGCUGAGCUUAUUAUUUAUCCAAUUAGAAUAAUAUUUUAAAAGGUUCAAUCUAUCACAGGUAGUCAUUUUUUAUCCAACAAUGAUAUGGACAAAUACCAAAAAAUGAUCCACAAAGCAACAUUUUACACCAACUAUAAUGGAUAUGACCGGCUGUGACUUGGACCUCAAAGUUUUUGUUUAAAUUUGCUGCCACACUUUGUUGAAUAAGCUCAUGUUUUUCUGUUGCACAUUUAAGUUAUGUUUUGGGUCGACGUCUGUAUGCUGUUCCUUUACAUAUGUUGUGUGUUUCUAUUUGGUUUUAUGUUUUGAUUGUGAAAAUCUCAGACAAAACUGUGCAAAAUUCAAAAUAUAUUUUGCAUUUACUUUUGAAUUAUUCAAACCCAACAAGUAACCACUGCAAAAACAAGUAUGACAUGAUUUAUUAUACACAUAUUUAAAGGCGCACUAUGUAACUUUUCUGGUGGUAAGGUACACUAACUGCUCUUUUUAGAUGUCACUGGUUUAACAGGAAUAUUCCACAGUAUGGCAUUAAACUUAUCUUGUUUUCAGUUAGUUAUUUGCUCAAAAAUACCUUGAAAAACAUCUCUCCAUAGAUCUGACCUGCACCUUGUGUCACAAGCUCCAUGGAGAAAGAUUAAUUUAAUACCAUACAGAGGAACAUUACAGAUAAUGCCAUGGAGACAAGCAGGUGUUACCAACAAAAAUGUCAUAGUACACCUAGUAAAAUAAAAUAAAUAAUAAUAAUAAUAAGAAUAAUAAGAAUAAUAAUAAUAAUAAUAAUAAUAAAAUGUGUAAAAUGAAUGAAUUGGUAACAUCUGUACUGUGGAGAAAACAAGUUUGGUAAAAGAUAAUAUUUUCAUUAUGGCAGAAAUAACAAAGAAAAUCAAUCAUUUAAUAUUCAAAAUAAAUGGGGAAAAAAUUUGGAAAAUUCGGCUAAAACGGAUAUAAUUGUAUGUGGGUUUUUCUUUUUCUCUUUUUUUUUUUUUUUUUUUUGUCUAAAUCUGGUUUGUGUUUUUAAGGGCAGAGGUUUUUAAACUGUGCAAUUUUCUUGUGGAGGAACUGUACAUUUUGUAUCUCAAGCAGAAACUGAUAUUUUUUUCUACUGACAUAGCACCUGUAAAGCUGUAUUUAGAUAUAUAACAAAGGUAUAAUUCAAAUGGAAAUGUGUCAUAUUUUUGCUGAGAUUGUAAAAUAAAAGUUUCUAUAUUUGGACAAAGAGUUUGAUUUCAAUAAAAAACAACAUUGUAAUCUCA